This is a messenger RNA of Effrenium voratum, 2126 nucleotides long. The record is from the annotation of a GenBank genome assembly. Lineage: Eukaryota; Dinophyceae; Suessiales; Symbiodiniaceae.
GGCCAGCUUCCAUGUAGGCUGCGAGCCCAGCCAUGCCGGCCGCUCGUGCGCUUUCGCCCGGCACGCUGGAGGAGUUGCGUGCGCACCUUGGCGCUUUGAGCAAGGCUUCCCCGAGGCUGCUGCAAGAAGCCGCCGGCCAGCUGGAUGUGGAAGGCCUGCGGCGAGUGGCGCUGCAGCUCGCCCGCCGCGCGCGGGAGCAGGAGGAGGGAGAUCCGGGCCGACCUGCCGCAGCACCUGCGACAUCUAGCGCAUCCUCCGGCUGGCUUUUGGCGGCCUCAGCUCUGCUCUUUCUGGGGGCUUUGGGUGCUUGGGCACCAGCCCUGCGCUAUGAUUUCCAGGGCGGAUUCUUCAUGGACGAUGCCAUGAUCAAGAAGAACCCCAAUGUCUACGAAGAGAUGAACUGGCGGAGGCUCUUUCGAACGGACUACUGGGGCCUCGACAUGUUCGAGGGCGUUUGGACGCACAAGUCCUUCCGGCCGCUGGCGGUGCUGACCUUCCACUGGAAUCAUUUGCUGAGCGGGUUCGAAGGCUCAGGCUUCCACAUCGUCAAUGUGUUGCUGAAUGUCGCCUGCGCUGCACUUCUGGCGCUCUUCGGUUGGUUUCUGGGCCUGGGCCGGGACAAGGCGGCGCUGCUGGCAGGGCUUUUCCUGGCGCACCCCGUUCACACGGAGAGCGUGCUGUACAUUGUCGGUCGCGCCGACCUCCUGUGUUUGGUGCUGGUGCUUCUGGCUGCGCUGGUGUACACACCCUGUGUGAAGGAGUUGGGCCCUUCAGCAAGCGCUUGGCCACUGCUGCCGCUGUCCACGGUGCUUUUGGUGGCAGCGGGCCUUUGCAAAGAAACGGGCUUUUGCUUCUUCGGGCUGUUAGCUGGCUGGGAGAUCCUGGGAGGCCUGCUGCAGGGCGCCAGCUUCAAGCGCUGGGCGCGGCUGCUGGCGCUGCUGGCGCUGGGGAGUUCGGCCUGCGGCGCGCGGGUCUACUACACAGGAGGCACAGCCAUUGACAACAUGGACCCCCACAGCAACCCUGUGGCAGUGCAUCAAGACCGCAACGUGCGGCUGCGCAGCUACGCCUUGCUGCACGGGAUCUACAUGAAGUUGCUGGUCUUCCCCAAGUUUCUCAGCUACGACUACUCCUUCAAUGCCAUUCCUUUGGUCCAGACCUUCGCAGACUUGAGGCUCCUGCUACCUUUGGCUGCGUAUUUGGGCUUUUCUGCGCUGCUGCUUCUCUCCCUUUCAGUACUUCGGAAAACGGAGGCGCCCAUCAUAGGAGUGGCCAUCCUUAUCCUGAGCUUUGUGCCAAUGUCAAACAUCCUCUUUCCGGUGGGCACCAUGAUCGGCGAGCGUUUGCUGUACAUCCCCUCAGCAGGUCUGCUGCUGUCUGUGGUCGCGCUGGUGCCCCGAGGCAGGUGUGCCUGGCUGCUAGUGGUCGGCGCUCUGUUUGUGGCGAAAACCUGGAUGCGCGUGCCGGAGUGGAAGGACUCAGAGAGCAUCACAACCGCUGAUGGCCUGACACAGCUUUGGUCCGCGCGUGUACAGUUCAACCUUGCCAACGUCUACCUGCAGGCGAAGCGCUACGACGAGGCGCUGGACACCUACCAGCGGUCUAUCCGCAUAGAUCCCACGGAUCACGAUGCCCUGCCCUUGUACCACGCCGGGCAGAUCCUGUUCUUCAAAGGCCAGCACGACGAGGCCAACCGAUACCUGGAGAAGGCAGUCAAUGGCUUCUUCAGCCCACUGACGAUUCAGGAGGAGGAGAUUUGGCACGACUAUGCGCUGUCGCUUUGGUUCGUGCAGAAGCCGCAAGCUUCCGUGGCGCACUUCCAGAAGGCGCUGAGCAUCAACCCUAGCUUCACCAAGGCCAUGAACAACAUGGCCUGUGCUGCCGGCCUCGGGGCCAUUGGCGGGUUGCUGCCACGGGAGUACUACCAACACGCCAUCAACGCCCUGGACCAGGCGGUGCGAAUUGAUCCCGGCAACGUGCUGUACUGGCGGAACGCGGUGGCGCUGAUGAUGGCAGGUGGCGACGGGCAGCGUGCGGAAGCCACCUGGCAGCAGCUGCUGCAGAUGGAUCCCGCCGGCGCCACCAACCCGCCGCGCGACUGCAGCUGGGAGUUCUAUUUCAGGUAG